Seriola aureovittata is the source of this 1287-nucleotide messenger RNA. RefSeq lists its product as uncharacterized. Gene Ontology annotation, cellular component: nucleus. NCBI's taxonomy places the organism in Eukaryota, Metazoa, Chordata, Actinopteri, Carangiformes, Carangidae. Bases 416 to 1180 code for a protein of 254 amino acids. The record is from RefSeq and is a predicted model, not a curated record. The transcript has 7 exons.
UGAAUCAGCACCAGAUUUUGGGCUCGAACAAUAGUUUAUUUAUUUCCAUGGCUCUGGUUUAUUUUAUCUAGGCGUGAUGCUCCAGACCUGUUACACGUGACUCGCGCUUUGUUACAGACUCCACCUCUUUCGCGUGAACGCGCUAUAAACCGAAUUAGAAAAUCCAGGGUUAACAAAGCUCGUCGAUAUCAAGCUUCAUGACACCGACCGUUUUUUCCUUGGUUCCGUCGCUUAAACCGUUAUUGAUAACGUGAAGCGUCUCGCAACUGACUGCAGCAUCGAUUAAACUCGGGUUUAUUUCGUCUCACCUCUGUGGGUUACGAUUUGAUUACUAAAUCUAGCAUUGAAACAUCUCGGAUAACUGCGCGUACCCGCUCCGCCAUUAAGGGGAAAUCAAUCGAACGCCGAAACCCGGAUGUCACUACAGUUCAUGAACACAGACGGAGAUUUCCGGAUGAUGAAAAAACAUGAGAGGGCACAUUUUUUCAGCUCUAAAGAGCAGGAACUCAUUUUGAAGUUGUAUGAAGAAGAAAGAGAGAUAUUGACUGCCAAAUCCAACACCACAAGCGCCUCAAAACUCAGAGAGGAAGCCUGGCAGAGAAUUGCUGAUAAAAUCAAUGCGGUAUCGGACAGUGGCUACAAAAGGACAUGGCAGCAAGUUAAAGUCAAACACAAAAAUAUAGUGCAAACAGCAAAAAGAAGAAGGGUGGAGCUAAUGAGGAAUGAUGGGGGGUCAGCAACUCCGUCACUGACCUCUGCUGAGGAGGAUGUGCUGCAGCACAAAGACAACAGGCUUAGAGUGGAGGUCCUGCCUGGGGGUGCCUGCAUUGAGCCACUGCCUGGAUCUGACAGCUCUUUUAUUAGUGUGUCAGGCCACCCUGUACUCCUCCUGCCUGUAACAAAAACUGAACCAGAGAGCUUGAGCGGUGAUGAGACGGAUGUCAGUGAUACACAUUUUGAAGGGGAUGUGCACAGUAGCAUUCUGCAGGAAAGGUCAGAUUCAGCAUGUGCUACAACCGGUGGCAGAAAUCCAGAGAGGCAGACAGAAGACAUAAAGGCCCUUUACUGUCGCUACCUCAAAAAGGAGAUAGAGAACCGCGACCAACAGAUGGCGUACAGAGAACUAAAAAUGAGGAAGCUGGAAAAAGAAAUCUUAUUACUUGAUAAGCAGCUACUGUGACCAUGUGAAAAAUGAUUGUGUUUUUAUCUUAGUAUUAUUAUAAAUUAAAACAAAAUUUGAUUUACUUAGGUCAGACAAUUGUAAUAAAUCGCUUUAGUUACAUUGUA